AUGUCCGAUCUGUUGACUCCCGGAUACGUCCCUGGCCAGACCCUGCCUCAUACGGUCAAGAACACCUCGGGAUACAUCGAGAAUGCCUUCCCUGGCAAGGAGGACCAGAUGAUCCAGGUCACCGAGUACCUUUCCGAGAAGGCCUUCAUCCCUGCCGCCCUUGCCCAAAACGAAGUCUCUUGGUUCUACGGAAACUUGGGAAUUGACGAUAUGUACUUCGCGUCCGAGUCGGUCGAAUCGAUCGCCAACCACAUCAUGGCCCUCUACGGAGCCAAGAUCUUUGCCUACACCAAGAACGACAAUGGACUCGACAUCAACCUGGAGCGUGAGACUGAGGAGGGCGCCGUCUACAUUCAUACCUCCCGCCCCGGAGUCUCGCAGCUUUAUGGGCCUCAGCACGAAAAGAGGAUUGACUCCAAGUACCUCGAUGUCAGCAAUACAGAGCGCGCCUAUCGUCUCGAGUCCUACCGCUCCAAGGGAACCGUCUCUUCAUCGUCCUCGACCCAGCUUCGUACCUAUUUUGUCCGCGAGUGCUCCUUCGUCAACCCCGCCCCCACCAAGGAGCAGGAGACCGACAUCCGUGAGACCGCCGACAAGUCCUUCCUCGAGAAGGCCACCGACAACACCCUCGAGAUCUACGCGGGUGUCAUGAAGACCGCCCUGAGCAGGACCGGCCCCGUCAUCGAAAUGUUUGAGGUCGAAGGCUCCCGCGAGCGCCGUCUCGUCAUUGCAUACAAGCAGCAGACCACACAAUCUUUCUUCUCGGCCAUCUCGGAUUUGUAUCAUUACUACGACCUCUACUCGACCCGCAAGUACGUCGAGCAGUUCUCGAACGGCGUCACGAUUGUUUCGCUCUACUUGAACCAGAUCCCCAAGUCAACCGCCCCUCCAAUUGAGCACUCGAUCCACCAGAUCAUCAAGGAGGCCUCGCUCAUCUACUGCUUGCCCACCACGCCCCUCCAGUCGUUCUUUCAGACCAACAAGCUGUCCGUCCAGGAGUCGAUCUAUGGUUACAUUGGAUGGAUCUUUGCCCAGCAUUUCCUCAACCGUCUUGGAUCCGAGUACUCGUCCUUGGUCAACAUCCUGGACCAGAACAACUCGGCCCAUCAGGAUGUGCUUACCAAGAUGAAGAAACGUCUCCGUACCGAUACCUUCACUCGUGAUUAUGUUCUCGAGAUCAUCAAGAUGUACCCCGAGCUGGUCAAGUUACUCUACAUCAACUUCGCCAUGAUCCACUAUGUCAACCCUGCCAUCAAUUCGCUCAAGCCCACCCUUUCCUACCAGCGUCUCCGCACCGACACUAUCUUGACCGAGGAGGAGCUGUACGAGAAGAUCAGGCGCACGACCUCUAACUCGCACGAGCUCAUGGUCUUUGAGUCCUUCCUCAUCUUCAACAAGCAUGUUCUCAAAACUAACUUUUAUCAACCCACCAAGGUUGCCCUCUCCUUCCGCAUGGAUCCCAGUUUCUUGCCCGAGAUCGAGUACCCUACCAAGCUCUUUGGAAUGUUCCUCGUCAUUGGAUCAGAGUUCCGUGGCUUCCACUUGCGAUUCCGAGAUGUUGCUCGUGGCGGUAUCCGUAUCAUUCGCUCCCGUAAUCGUGAGGCGUACUCGAUCAACUUGCGCUCGCUCUUUGACGAGAACUAUGCCCUCGCCGCGACUCAGCAGCGCAAGAACAAGGAUAUUCCCGAGGGCGGUUCCAAGGGUACGAUUCUUUUGGACGUCAACCAGCAGGACAAGCCUUUGGUCGCCUUUGAGAAGUACGUUGACGCCAUUUUGGACUUGUUGAUUCUUGGACAGACCCCCGGAAUCAAGGAGCGUAUUGUGGACCUGUACAAGACACCCGAGAUUCUGUUCUUUGGUCCUGAUGAGGGAACUGCUGACUACAUGGACUGGGCUUCGGCUCACGCCCGUGAGCGCGGCGCGUCGUUCUGGAAGGCUUUCACAACCGGCAAGUCUCAGUCUUUGGGAGGUAUUCCCCACGACCUCUACGGAAUGACCACCCGCUCGGUCCACCAGUAUGUCUUGGGUAUCUACCGAAAGCUCGGACUCAAGGAGGAGAACUGCACCAAGCUCCAGACUGGAGGACCCGAUGGCGAUUUGGGAUCUAACGAAAUCAAGAUUUCCAAGGACAAGACCUGCGGUAUUGUCGAUGGAUCGGGAGUGCUGUACGAUGCAGAGGGCAUUGACCGUGCUGAGCUGACUCGCCUGGCCGAGAACCGUCUGAUGAUCUCGAACUUUGAUGUCUCCAAGCUGUCGCUCAAGGGAUUCCGUGUUCUUGUGGAUGAGGCCAAUAUCAAGCUGCCCUCGGGAGAGGUCAUUGAUGACGGUCUUUCGUUCCGUAACAACUUCCACUUGAACCCCAUGGUCCAGUGCCAGGUCUUUGUCCCCUGCGGUGGUCGUCCCGAGUCGGUUGAUCUUCAGAAUGUCGGGCGUCUUUUGGACCACGAGAACCACCCCCGGUUCAAGUACAUUGUCGAGGGCGCCAACUUGUUCUUCACCCAGGAGGCACGUCUGCGUCUGGAGCGUGCUGGAGCGAUUGUGUUCAAGGAUGCCUCAGCCAACAAGGGAGGAGUCACGUCGUCGUCGCUGGAGGUCUUGGCUGCCUUGUCCUUUGAUGAUGAGGAGUUUGCCGAGCACAUGCAGGUGACUGAGGACCAUAUCCCGGCCUUUUACCAGGAUUACGUCAAGGAGGUGCAGGUGAUCAUUGAGCGCAACGCCCAGUUGGAGUUUGAUGCCCUGUGGAAAGAGCACCAGCGCACGCGUACACCCCGGUCGAUCUUGUCGGACGAUCUCUCAUUGGCGAUUGUCAAGCUGAACGAGAACCUGCAGCACACCUCGCUGUGGGACAAUGUUGCGCUCCGCAAGGUUGUGUUGGAGGAGGCGUUCCCUAACCUGUUGUUGAAGCAGGUUGGGCUGGACACGUUGAUGAAGCGCGUUCCUGAGAACUAUGUGCGUGCCAUCUUUGGAUCGUACCUGGCCUCGCGCUUUGUGUACAAGUACGGAACGGAGCCCAGUCAGUUUGCCUUCUUUGAGUUCAUGAGCCCUUACUUCAGCAAGAUCCAAUAA
Molecule: messenger RNA, 3066 nt
Organism: Linnemannia hyalina
Lineage: Eukaryota; Fungi; Mortierellomycota; Mortierellomycetes; Mortierellales; Mortierellaceae
Source: the annotation of a GenBank genome assembly